AGUUGAGUAUAGUACAAUAGCUAAUUACUACUACACCGACAUUACGACGGAGUUCAACAGAGUAUUCGUUUUUUUCGGUCUCAUCACUCACAUACUACUUUCGUUAUCCUCACCUCGUCCGGGUCAAAUCAUCAUGACCCAUACUUCUUUUGCAGCAGCAGCUGUAGUGCUCUUGCUGUCGUCCUCUCCCUUUACCUCGAUCGUCUGCGCACUACAGCCCUCUGCUCCGGACCCUGUCGCUGCGCCAUUGCGCGACCUAGAAUUGGGGCAACUCAACUUUCUACAUACUACAGACACCCACGGCUGGCUGGCUGGACACUUACAAGAACCCUCUUAUGCGGCGGACUGGGGGGACUACAUCUCUUUUGCCGCCCGCAUGCGUGACAAAGCCGAAUCGGAUGGCUCAGAUCUGUUGGUCAUCGAUACAGGUGAUCGAGUCGAAGGUAAUGGUCUGUAUGAUUCUUCGGAGCCCAAGGGCGUCUACCUCUCCGACAUCUUGCGAGAACAACACAUAGACCUUCUGUCAUCGGGAAACCAUGAGCUGUACAAUCGGACGACGUCCCAAGCAGAGUUCUUCACCACUAUUCCCAACUUCCGUGGAAACUACCUAGCAUCGAAUAUCGAUAUUCUACACCCAGCAAUUAACGAAUUCGUUCCUUUGGCGCCUCGAUUUAAGAAAUUUACCACGCAAAACCAAGGGAUUCGCAUCAUUGCCUUCGGCUUUCUGUUCAAUUUUAAGAAGAAUGACAACAACACUAUUGUUCGGUCUGUAGAGCAGACUAUCAAAGAAGACUGGUUCCAAGAAGCCAUUAGAGACAAAGAUGUGGACCUCUUUCUUGUCCUUGGUCAUGUCCCUGUGCGCUCCGUUGAAUAUGAUGCUGUGUACCGGGAGAUCCGCGCUAUCCGGUGGGAUACACCUAUCCAGUUCUUUGGGGGGCAUUACCACAUUCGGGAUUAUGUGCGGUACGACUCCAAAGCCUACGGACUUGCGAGUGGCCGUUUCAUGGAAACUAUUGGCUUCAUGUCAAUCGAUGGGCUGUCCACCAGCAAACAUCACAUAAAGCCCGCCCUGGCAGCGCCUAAGUUUAGUCGGAAGUAUAUCGAUAACAAUUUGUUCUCAUUCUACCACCACACCGGCCUGGAUGAGGGCACAUUCCACACGGAGCAUGGCCGGAAUGUAUCCUUACUUAUCCAACAAUCCAGAAGCGCUCUCAAGUUGGACAAAAUUCACGGUUGUGCUCCAAGGGAUCUCUGGAUGUCACGCGUCAAGUACCCUCACGAGAACAAUAUAUACACAUGGCUAGAGGAAGAAGUGCUCUCAGUCUCUCUAAAAGAUGAGUCACGUACUGGCAAGCCGGCGCUUGCUAUUGUUAAUACGGGGGCUAUUCGCUUCGAUAUUUUCAGAGGCCCUUUCACCCAGGAUACAACAUAUAUUGUCUCCCCCUUUUCCAGUGGUUUCCGUUACGUCAAAGAUGUUCCUUACCACAAAGCGAAGUUCGUGGUCGAGGUACUCAACAAACAGCCUCAAAUAAUGACCGAGCAGCGUCAACAUGUGGGUCUACCGACCUGGCCACUCGCACCGCCUGAGCAAUCAGCACAUGCAGACGCUAACCGUGGCGAGAGUUUGCGCCCUGGAUGGUACGCUCCAGGCUCGCUUACCGACCAGGCUUUACUUUCAAUGAAGGACUAUGCCGGGCCUAACCUAAUUCCAGGGUAUACUACCACCGAUGAUGCUGGGACUGAUGGUGAUGAUACCGUCCAUUCUCCUCUCACAUUCUAUCGAGUACCAAACUGCAUUCAAUCCCUGGUAUCUCCGACCGCAUCUGACCAGCCUGAAACGGUGGAUUUGGUUUACAUCGAUUUUAUUGAGCCCUAUGUAGCUCUAGCGGCCAAGUUCGCAAGCCUUGAUGUGGAUUUUACGCGAGACAGUGACGUCUACAUGCCAUCCACUAGUCUAACAAGCCUGAUUCUGAACUGGGUCAAGACGAACUGGGGCUGCGAAGACGGGUCUUUGUGAUCCGAACUGAAUUUCGUGACCGGACACAUUGACCGAUGCAGAAUAUGAUGCUUGACGGCCUCCGUUUCCUUGGGUGUUGGAGCUACGAAAUUGACAGACGGCAUGCGCCAUCGUAGAUCGCCAGAUCUCAUAGCUUCCUUGUUUUUCUGUACUGGAAAGCAAGAAAUCAAUUGUUCAGUAUCACUCGUAGC
Messenger RNA from Aspergillus brunneoviolaceus CBS 621.78, 2208 nucleotides. Its product is annotated as metallophosphoesterase family protein. Gene Ontology annotation, cellular component: cytosol. The transcript has 2 exons. Bases 134 to 2017 code for a protein of 627 amino acids. The record is from RefSeq and is a predicted model, not a curated record. Gene Ontology annotation, biological process: nucleotide catabolic process. Gene Ontology annotation, molecular function: hydrolase activity. Lineage: Eukaryota; Fungi; Ascomycota; Eurotiomycetes; Eurotiales; Aspergillaceae.